CAGUUCUCUCAGAUCUCUCAGAUGGCUGGCCGAGGAAGAAGGAGAAGAAACGUGCCUAACGUUUCUCAGAGAGUCGUAGGGACGACGCCUGGUCUACGACCUAAUAGUCUACCCAGUCAGUACAACUUCACUCCGGCGGUCCAAGUGCCUCCGACGCAGUCUCCUCAAGUACCACCUGCUAAUUUACAAGCUCAGGCAACGACAGUCCGGGACUAUCCACCGCCUCAGCAACUAUUCCAGAACUCUGGAACUCAACCACGUGGAGUUGAUGCGACUCACUCAGAAGAAGUGGAGAACAACCCACAGCCUCAAGCGACUCCUCAGCAAGAGGCUCCAACCCCACCAAUUGUUCAGGAUUCUCCGGCUCAUAGUGAGGCUCAUCCCUACACGACUUCCUCGCAAGGCAACAACUUCCAGGACGAGAUUCCUCACGAGUUGCCAGAGCUGCAGGAGGACUCGCUGCGGGCAUUGAAUGUGUUGCUUAGUGUGCCUGGUAGGGAACAGUGGACCACCGUGCUCUGUCCCGAUCCCGUGCCAAACACAUCAUGGAAGAGCAACUGGGAAGAGCGGUCAGUCUUGGUGAGGUUUUCAUCAAGACCCAUACUAGGCCAGAUGGUACGUAUGUUGAUCGGAAGGCAGGAGAAAAUAGCAACAACAUACCAGCAGAAUUUGGAACUGAGGUUGUCUCAGCUAGAGGCAGAUGCUUCGAGUGUUUCAGAUGGCGAGUCACGUCCCCGGGAGCUCACAGCAGAGGACUGCACCACCAUCUUUCUGCAGUCCACUGAGGUAGAUUCUAAAGGAAUUCCGUAUGGAAUUGGAAGCCUCAAAGAGACUCUUGGCAAGCGCAAGCGCUAUGGACAGUCUUCAUCUUCAUCUACAUCCUUUCUGGAUCUGCAAGAACAGCUGAAGGAAGCUCAACGCAAGAUAGAAGAGCAGGCAGCAUAUAAUGAAAAGAGAGAUCUUGAGGAAGCUGCCCGUAAAGCUGAGCAAACCCGAGUGGCGGCUGAGCAAAAGGAGAAGCUCGCGCACUUGUCUUUGGUAGAGAAGUAUCUGCGGCAAACCGAUCCGCACUUCCUGGACUUCAUGGCCACUCAUUCAGCUCCUCAAGAAACCACAGACCCUCUCUCGCCUCUUCCUCAAAAUGAUCCAUAGGUUUCUCCUUUUCAUCUCUCUUUUAUCAUGAACAAAAACUUUAUCACUCU
Molecule: messenger RNA, 1202 nt
Organism: Arabidopsis arenosa
Lineage: Eukaryota; Viridiplantae; Streptophyta; Magnoliopsida; Brassicales; Brassicaceae
Source: the annotation of a GenBank genome assembly